ACGGACAAUGCCUCGAGACUCGAGUCCCAGUCCUCCUCCGCUACCGCCAGUGCCGCCGAACUCGCCCGUACGAAGAUCGCCCUACGGGCCGCGCUCCGUCAAUUCCCAGACUUCCCUAUUCCUGGAAUAGACUUCGUCGACAUUCUGCCUCUCUUCGCCGAUCACUCUAUUCACACGUCGCUCGUCCGGGCCCUCGAACUCCAAGUCAAAUCCUUCAACAAUGGUGUCAGACCAGACGUGAUUAUCGGACUCGACGCACGAGGCUUCCUGUUUGGCCCCAGCCUGGCCUUGAAGAUCGGGUCGAGCUUUGCUCCUGUCCGUAAGCGGGGCAAGCUGCCUGGUCCCACCGAGGAGGCGCCUUUCGAUAAGGAGUACGGACAAGAUUUCUUCCAAAUUCAGGCUGAUGCUGUGAAGAAAGGCCAGACUGUCUUGGUGGUUGAUGAUAUUAUUGCAACUGGUGGUUCUGCUCAAGCUGCUGGCAAGCUCGUAACUCAACUGGGAGGAACUCUCGUCGGCUACCUUUUCAUCCUCGAACUCGACUUCUUGAAGGGACGGGAUAAGCUCGAUGCUCCAGUCAUUACACUCCUCUCCGAC
Messenger RNA from Mollisia scopiformis, 594 nucleotides. RefSeq names its product adenine phosphoribosyltransferase. Gene Ontology annotation, molecular function: adenine binding; AMP binding; adenine phosphoribosyltransferase activity. Gene Ontology annotation, cellular component: cytoplasm. Gene Ontology annotation, biological process: AMP salvage; adenine salvage. The record is from RefSeq and is a predicted model, not a curated record. The annotation marks the transcript as partial. The transcript is spliced from 2 exons. NCBI's taxonomy places the organism in Eukaryota, Fungi, Ascomycota, Leotiomycetes, Helotiales, Mollisiaceae.